Messenger RNA from Aplysia californica (California sea hare), 7160 nucleotides. Its product is annotated as lamin-B1. Bases 138 to 1925 code for a protein of 595 amino acids. The transcript has 11 exons. The record is from RefSeq and is a predicted model, not a curated record. Lineage: Eukaryota; Metazoa; Mollusca; Gastropoda; Aplysiida; Aplysiidae.
AAACGCGCGAGCACGCGUUGUACCGCGUUACCGCUGAGUUACCGGCCAUUGGAGAGUUGUGUUCUGUUUGGGUUCGUGUGUAUACGGAUUGGAAGUUACACGCUGAAAGAAGUUGAUUACCUGACCAUUACAUCAUUAUGAAGCAGACACGGAAGACUGUCACCACAACUUACUCUUCCUCAUCAGGAGGUGGAGGUGGAGCUGGAGGAGAAGAAGCAGGCACGAGCUUCAGCAGCUCGUCGUCGCAAAGCCGACGUUCAGGAGGAUUAGGCCGCCCGCCAUCACCGGCCCGACUAUCAAGAAUUCAAGAGCAAGAGGAACUUCAAGGUUUGAACGAUCGUCUUGCUGCGUAUAUCGACAAAGUAAGAAGCCUUGAAGCUGAGAAUAGUCGUCUUGCUCUACAAGUUCGCUCAACAGAAGAAGUCGUGAAGAGAGAAGUCACCAGUGUGAAAACACUCUACGAAUCGGAACUUGCUGAGCUACGCAGAUUGUUGGACGAAACAUCAAAAGAAAAGGCCCGAUUGCAGAUCGAAGCAAACAAAUACAAGACGGAUUAUGAAGAUCUUCUCGCAAAAUACAACAAGAGAGAUCGUGAUGCCAAUGCUUUGGAGCGCCGUGUUCAAGUGCUAGAAAGGCAGUUGGCUGAGUUCAGUGCCCGUGACUUUGAGAAAGAGAAUCAGAACCUGAAGAAUGAGCUGAACAGACUGGAGCAGCAGCUGGCAGCAGCCAAGAAACAGCUGGAGGAAGAAACACUGCUGCGUGUGGACCUUCAGAAUCGGGUGAAGACACUCAAGGAGGACUUGCACUUCAAGAGCCAAGUUUAUGAACAGGAACUGGAAGAAUCUCGCGUCCGCACCACAACCCAGCUGGAAGAAGUUGAUGGCAGAAUUGAACAGGAGUAUGAGGCACGACUACAGGAUGCCCUCAGGGAAAUCCGUGCCCAACACGAUUAUGACUUGCAGUCUGUCAAAGUGGAACUGGAGACUCUUUAUGAGAGCAAGGUUGAAGAUCUGAGGAACCAGCUUGAACGCAACAGUCAGUCGUCCAGUGCUGCCUGGGAGGAACUGAUGCUGGCCCGCAGGAGUGUGGAUGAUCUCUCUGCUGAAAUUGGAAGACUGAAAUCUGAGAAUGCAGGCCUUGAUCUGCGUGUGAAGGAUAUAGACAAGCAGCUGGAGAGAGAACGUGAUGAAUUCCGCCUGAGGAUGAAGCAGCGAGAUGAAGAGAUCAGCCGCCUCCGUGCUCAAGUGGAGGAACUGGAGAGAGAGUAUGCUGCCCUGCUGGAGAUCAAGAUCAAACUAGACAGGGAAAUUGAGGCUUACAGGAAGCUGUUGGAGUCAGAGGAGACCAGAUUGAACAUUUCAGCUUCUAUGACAGAGCAGCGUUCAAUGACCACAGCUUCAUCAUCAAGUGGUGGCAGAAAGCGCAAGAGGAUGGACAUUGGCCAGGCGGUUGAAGAGUACACACAGCGCACUGCUUCCAGUGGUUUCUCCAGGUCUGCUACUUCCUCCUGUGGAGUGGAUAUCAGUGAUGUCGACACGGAUGGCAAAUUUGUCAAGCUGACCAAUACCACCGACAAGGAUGUACAUCUGUUUCACUGGCAAAUCAGGCAUGUGUCAGGGGACAACGAGACCCGCCACAAGUUUCAAAAGAAUGUCCUGAAAGCAGGCCAGACCAUCACAGUGUGGAGUGCUGACUCAGACCAGACCCACAACCCACCCAGUGACUUGGUGAUGAAGGGCAAGCGUUGGUUUGUCAGUGGUGACAUGACAACAACUUUGUUGGAUCAAGAUGAGACAGAGGUUGCUUCUUGUUCAAUGAGCAGAAAUAUAGGCAGUGUGGCUUCCUACAGCACCAGACGACGAGGACCCCGGGAUGAGUUGGAUGGGGAAGAGCUUCAAGACAAGGACAAGUGUUUUGUCAUGUAAAGAUUGAGGAGAGGAAACGAGGUCACUUCGUCUAUAUAUGAUUUAUAUGUUAGCCUCAGAAUGCAUUCGGUGUAAUUCUUAUCAAAUAUUUUAGCAAAAUUAAUUUAUGGAAUAAUCUGGAAGAGUAAGCACUUGUGAAAACUAUUGGUUUGUACUUGAGCAGGGGAAAAGCUCUGGGGGGAAUGGAGCAUGCGUCUGAUUAAAAAAAUAAUGUGAAACCAGGUUUUAAGAAUUUUACUAAGGGUCCCUUAAGAAAGCUAAGACAAAGUACAGUUCAUGGUUUGACCCACCGGUCUCUCAAGUAUAGAAGUUAUAACACAUUUGUUUUGAGAAUGCUGAUGCCUCUCACACUAGAAAUGGGGAAAUAAGUUAAGCACAAAUACUGAACUUUUGUUCUCUGUCUUGCCGAACUAAUAAGGAAUUUUUAGCACUGUGUACCAAUUGACAUUUCUUUUAUAAAGAUGUAGUUCUUGUCGUCAUAAUUUGUGAAGCCAUACUCAUUUUUCAGUGGCAAUGAAGAGCAUCACUGGGUUUUUACUUUGUAAAUCUUUUCAAACAAACAUUCUUGUCAUGUCUUAAGUUAGUGUAGUUCAGAAGAUUUUUCAUCUACUCGUACUCAUUCGUAUACAUGUUAUGACAUGAAAACAAAAUGAAAAAAAAAAAGCAAGUAAUAAAAAGCUGAUUGUUAAAACUUGAUGACAGUGUGCGUUUUUUGUUGAAAUUUAGUCUAGAAGAUGUAUUGACCUUUCAGUGGAGAAUUUUAUGUAUAUUGGACUGUAUUUACCCGUGACUGGAAUUUCUCAUAUGGUUAUAUUUUCCCAUAGUCAAGAAACUUUGAAUUAAAAGUCAUAAUGUUCAAGACAGUUGAAAUGGCGACUGAUUUUAAAUUGCUGGUUAGUGAAUUUUAAGUGUUUUCAGUGCUUGGAGAUGGACAGUUAUCUGGGGGAAAAUGUGGAAUGCACUUGGCAACAGCAGUAGAUCAGUCUUCUGAUGAAACUGCUGUAGUUUUGUGUAAAUGUGAUUCUCUCCAUUUGUCCUUCCAGCGACCACUCAACUGUUAUUUUACUGAGAAGUGCCAAGACAAUUAUGUUGCAGUGGUGAUUUUGAUUGCAAGGGUCCACAUGAUUCUGAUAAUCAAAUAUUGCUGUGAGAAUGAUUCCAUCUCUGUGAAUGUAAAUGAUAUUUGCAAAAUCGAAUUCAAUUCCUGAAAAGGUUGUGGAAAUUUGUUCCUUAAUGUUGUUUCUUUUGUUUCUUUGCAAGCUAGAGGCACAGGUUAAAAAAAACAAUUUUUUUAAAGCCUCAAGAGCUUGUCUGCUUUUGUGUGUAUUUCUGACAUGACUCACCAUUUCCUUUAUAGUGAAUUUUAAUCAUGAGGGAAGAAGUCUGAGGAUUUGAUCACAUUAUGGGGGGGGGGGGGGGGGGUCUGUUUUGCUAGGUGGGAGAAACAUUCAUAAGUUCACCCUUUCUUUCCUUUUUUGUGUUGGUCACAUCAUAUUCAUGCACGUUUUGACUCCAUUGUGUAGACAUCACAGUCACAUUAUUCUGUAUUGCUACCUUAAUAUCUCCAACUUUCUAUGCCAUGUACUUACCAUAGCACUAGUUAGUACGGUUGUGUUGUUAUGGUUAUAGUUUCAUACAGAUGGAAAUUGAUUUCUGAGAACAGAAGUGAAUAAUUGUAAAGGUUUCCUUUAAUGGGUGGUGAUGAAAGAUACGUGAAUGCAUUUUUAGUUUGACAGAUGGUAAAGGGCCUUGUGUGUUUUCUGUAUUCGCCCAGAGUAAAAAGUUUCAGUACUGUGAGGUCAUUUAUAGAUCUUUGUGCACAGACAGUUUCAAAGAGCUCUGUCAGAAAUACCAGUUCCUAAGUCUUGUAGAAGAUGGUGGUUGUGUCAACCAUUAACUUGAUCUGAUCAUUGUGCAAUGCUUUUUCUAGAGUGUGAAUUUUAUUUGCAUUUCUGCUUCAUGAGAUUAUCACUUUUUGUGUCCGUGUUCCUGUAGCAAACUAAAGGUUUAUGCUCUCUUAUUCUUAUAUUUCAUAGUUUCAUCCUCCAUUGCAACAGUGAUUCCUGCCUUCUGAAAAAAAUGUGAACCUUUUUUUUUUAUUCAUAAGAUUGAAGUAAUUACCUUGGUGCCUAAAAUAUGUUACUAGCGUGAACAGCCAAAUCUUGUAUAAGUACUCAAAAGUAUCCACCAUCCUUCAUAAAUCAUUCUAGGUGAUCAUAAACUCUCUCUUCAUCAUACUGAUCUUUCCACUUGUGCGGGAGGAAUACCAUCACGUUCAGUUAUUGUCUGGAGCGUUUAAUUGAUAGAGGGCCCAGUCCACCUUUUCUGAUUGUCAGCAUAAUUUUAAUUUUGAAAUUAAGUGUGGAUUCCUUUUUGAGGAAGUCAAUACUAGAUAGUAUAGUACUAGUCAAUACUUGAAAACCAAUACGGUAGGGAUGAAUUUUUGGUACAGUGUACAGCAUUUGCAAUACAUUUUAAAAGUUCACUUUGCUUUCAAACUCUUGUCGACUGAAAAGUCAACUCUGAAUUGAUGGGUACAGUGAAUAGGUGUGUCCGCACACCUUCUUUAUGUCUACUACUAUCACUCCUUUUUUGUUAUGAUCUGAUUGCGAGCAUGUGCAUGAAGUACUUUGAAUGAAUGAAGUUAUCUGCAAGAAAAUAAUACAAAUUGAGAGAUGGAUAUUUGUUUGUUGCAAGAGUUUCUCACUUGCAUGAAUGCUGUGUUUUUUAGGGGUGAGCUUUUUGAUCUCUACUGCUUUGUUAGAAUUUUUUAUCAUUUCCUGGUGUACAUGAUAUCUUUCUGUGUGUUUGUGUGUGUGUGGACUAUCCUUCUCCACAUAUUUACUUUGACCAAGUUUCUCUUGAUGAGAAACGAUGUAAUUGGGCAGUGCUUUUCACGCCUGGUUGUCCCAUAUCAAAGAAGUGCAUUUUGAGCGAUGCGCUGAGGUGGUAAUUGUUGGCUUCCCACUUCUUUUACUUACAAAAAUGUAUGUUUCUGCUGAAGUGCCUGACGUGGGGUUGGUGCCGAGCUGUACAUGCCUUGUGGCAAUUGCUGUACAAACAACAAAUUGUUCCUUUCUGCCUAGUUUGUGAGUCCAGGACAACUACGCGGUUGAUUCUUAACUUCCAUCUCACUUAUAGUUGAGGAGAAACACCUUGAUUUUUGUCUGCCGUAGGGAUUUCUUUCGUUUGGAAUUUGGAAAUCUAUAAUGACCUAGACACUGCCAAUUCUUGGACGACUAGGGAGAUUGUGGAGACUGGGGUGUUAGUAGAGGUAAAGGAAAUAAAUUGAAGCCUGUAUACAUAAUAUUAAAAUAUAAACAUUGUAGAAGGCAGCAGUUUUUAUGUAUACCCGGUUAUGAUCACCUAAUUCAUGUAACUGUUUCAUCUUUGUUACUGUUAUUCAUUGUGAAUUUCCUGUGACUUUGAGUAAUCAUUGAGUAAUCCUCCAAGCUUUUGUACAGUCAGCAGCAGACUGUUCAUCCCUUCUUGAAGGUUGCUGUUUUUACAUUUUUCCAAAUAAGGAAUGAUGACUUCAGUGUAGAUUUUCAGGUUUAAAAUGUUCAGCACUCUGAGAGCUCAUUUAUGUUACCUGUGAGUUGCUUUUGUAGGUUUCUAUUUAGUGCUUGUAGUAAUAAUAAUACUCUUGUGUUCUCUUCUUGUGCUUGUAAGGUACCCAGUUCCUCCUCGUAACCUUUAACCUUUGAUUAGUAGCAUUGUCUGGUGUGGGGUUGAAUUUGGGCUGUUUCCGCCAACUGCUUUUGUCAUCAAUGUUUCAUGCAUACAUAUAUAUAUUAUAGUGUUUUUGACACUAAUUUCUUGUCUAUAGACGUGAGGGGAAAAGCAAAAUUUAUUCGAAGGGCUGUCGGGUGGCUAAAGCUGUGUGCUGAAAGUUUUCUAAUUAGAAUUAGAGCAGCGCAUCAAAUCUGUUUCAUGGCUGCGUCCAUCACAUGCACACCCAUAUAAUACUUCUUUGGGCCAUGUUUAAAUUGUGUUAGACAACAGUGACCAAAGGUUUGAAGAACCUUUCCUCGGACAGAUCUCCCGCGUUAUGUUUUUGGUGUUUUGCCGUAGUGGAAGACUUUAGAUUAUUUCAGUAUCUUAGCUCCUGUCUGAUAGUGAUUGAGACAGUGCUGUAGGAAUGCAAUCUUGGCGGAAACUUCCCUCACUUUUGCUUGUAGGAUCUCUGUUAAAAUAUUUCAGUUCACUUAUGUUAGCCUGAGCUUUCUCAUUUUCUUUUGUUCUUGUUUGAAGUAAAGCUUUGAGCUGCUUUAAGUGGCCUGAAUCAACACAAAAAAAAGUCUGUGAUAAUGAACAUUGGUACUAAAUCUCUCAAUCUUUUGCUGAAGGGGUGUUGAUUGUCAAUAACACCAAGUCUGUCUUGUGUUGAUAUUGCACUUUGGAGUUCUACUGUGCCUCAAGGGUGUUUUUUAACAAGUGUGUUAUCAAUGUCAAGUAGAGACAAAGGGAUGGAAAAAAAUGUGGGUUUGUUUGACUCACGAUUUUGUGAAGAAAUGCACCGAGUUUGUGCACAGGUUUAAGUAAGCUGGCUUUUUCAUGGUAAUUGAACAGUUUCUUGUCUGUGCGACAUUCUAACAAUUAUUAACUUUCCAUUGAUUGAAACUGAAUCGCAUUUCACAAGGGAACAUCACUCAGGGUUUCUUUUUUGGGUUUUCUUUUGGACCCAUUGAGUUGAAAUAUUUCCACUGUGGGUUUUUCAACCCCACAAAGGACUUAUGGCACCUCAAGCAUUUACUGUUGGUCUUUUCUUGUAUCUAUCCCUUCACUGAUUUGUUUUUCAUGCUUUAUAUUCAUAAUAUAAUACAUCAUGUACACAUAUAUAUAUAUUACAGUACCAAGCUUUCAUAAACUUUUGUAGAUUUAGUUUUUUUAAGGGCAUUUUUUUUGUGUGCAAAAUUCUCAUUUUGGGAAUAUUAAGGAUUUUUUUUUGUCCUCUCCCCAAGUAAAAAAAAAAAGAAUUAUCUGGCUUAAACUAAAAUGUGUAUUUUCUGUGUCCGUUUUGAUUUACCAUACUUGAAUCAUCACAUUUAGGAAAAUAAGAGAAUGAGCCCUUGGAAAUGACACAUUUACUUCUCGUUUCUUGCAAUAAUAAGCUCUUUUCUUGCUUGCAUUUUGUUCCCAUUUAUUAUUGAUCUUUCAGCUGACGCUAAUUUUGUUAACUCUUUAUCAUUAUAAUAACCGUCUUUGUACUGAAUAAACACAAAAUGCUCUGAA